This is a messenger RNA of Gadus morhua (Atlantic cod), 4821 nucleotides long. It is a transcript of the gene hnrnpub, whose product is annotated as heterogeneous nuclear ribonucleoprotein Ub. Bases 165 to 2708 code for a protein of 847 amino acids. NCBI's taxonomy places the organism in Eukaryota, Metazoa, Chordata, Actinopteri, Gadiformes, Gadidae. The record is from RefSeq and is a predicted model, not a curated record. Gene Ontology annotation, biological process: alternative mRNA splicing, via spliceosome; positive regulation of transcription by RNA polymerase II. The transcript has 14 exons. Gene Ontology annotation, molecular function: promoter-specific chromatin binding; protein binding; RNA binding. Gene Ontology annotation, cellular component: ribonucleoprotein complex; nucleus.
GCCACUGCUCUGAGCUCAUUUCGCCGGUGAAAAGGGCUAGCAACGCGGGUGCCAUUUGGCGCAGUUUGAGAUUACAUCCGCUUACAAAAGCGCCCGUGAAUUAUUUGUUGUCGUAACUCUUGUUUUUUUAUUUAAUUUAAAGUAUUCCAUAAUACACCGUCAACAUGAGUUCGAUUAACGUGAAGAAGCUGAAAGUAAACGAGCUGAAGGACGAGCUGAAGAAGCGUCAGCUGUCGGACAAGGGCCUCAAGGCCGAGCUCAUGGACCGCCUGCAGGCCGCGCUGGAUGAGGAGGCCCUGGCCGGGGACGAACCCGCGCCCACAGACGAGGGCUUCGCCCAGGCCACUGACCAAGAAGGCAUGGGGGAAGAAGAGGCCGGUGACGGUGAGGCAGAAAGCCUUGUCGAAGAAAGCAUGGAGGCCAACGAGGCCGAGGGAGAAGAAGAGCAAGCCGAGGCAGAAGAAGAAGUCGAAGAAGCGGCAAAUGGAGAUGGCGCUGAGGGCGCCGCCGUUGCUGCCGAGGACGACGAAAUGGGCGAGGGCGAAGAGGAAGACGAGGAGGAGGAGAUGGACCCCAUGCUCAAGGCUGAUGUGGACGACAUGGAGAAAAUCGACGCAGAGGACGGUGAGCCCGGAGACCAGGCUGCUGAGGGGGAUGCGGACAAAGACACGAAUGCUGAUCAGAAGAAUAAGAAGGGUGUUAAGAGACGCCGGGAGGAACAUGGAAGGGGAUACUUUGAAUUUAUUGAAGAGAACAAAUACAGCUGGGCUUCGUUCAAAUCCCCUGUGCCACCACUGGAAGAAGAGGACGAAGAGUUUGAUGACACUAAAGUCUGCCUGGAUACUUACAACUGCGACCUGCACUUCAAGGUGUCCCGGGACCGCUACAGCGCCUCGUCCCUCACCAUGGAGAGCUUUGCCUACCUGUGGUCUGGUGGACGUGCCAGCUACGGCCUGAACUCUGGGAAGGUCUGCUUUGAGAUGAAGAUUACAGAGAAGAUCCCAGUGAAGCACAUCUCCAGUAAGAACAUGGAGAUCCAUGACGUCCAGGUUGGCUGGUCCCUGGCCACUGGUAGUCUGCUGCUGGGCGAGGAGGAGCAUUCCUACGCCUACUCUGGGAAGGCCAAGAAGACGGUGAACUGCGUCACAGAGGACUUUGGAGAAACCUACGAAGAGAACGACGUCGUCUGCUGCCUCAUUGACUUCGAAGCAGACGAGGUGGAGAUGUCGUUCUCCAAGAACGGCGGUGAGGCGGCGGUGGCCUUCCGGGUCCCCAAGGACACGCUGGCCGGCCAGGCGCUCUUCCCCCACGUCAUCUGCCACAACUGCGCCGUGGAGUUCAACUUCGGCCAGCUGGACGAGCCCUACUUCCCCAGGGUGGAGGGCUACACCUUCCUGCAGCAGGUUCCCCUCGAGGAGCGCACCCGCGGCCCCAAGGGGCCCGACACCAAGGCCGACUGCGAGAUGAUCGUGAUGGUUGGGCUGCCCGGCUCAGGGAAGACCACAUGGGUCAAGAACCACGUGCAGGAGAGCCCUGGAAAAUACUACAUCCUGGGCAGUGACACCAUUGUGGACAAGAUGAUGAUCAACAGUCUGAAGAGGCAGUCCAAGGACACCACCAAGCUGACGGCCAUCUCCCAGCGUGCUCCCCUCUUCCUGGGGAAGUUCAUUGAGAUCGCCGCUCGUAAGAAGAGGAACUAUAUCCUGGACCACACCAACCUGUCUGCCCCGGGCCAGAAGAGGAAGAUGUGUCUGUUCGCUGGCUUCCAGCGCAAGGCGGUGGUGGUAUGCCCUUCAGACGAGGAGUACAAGCAGAGGGCCCAGAAGAAGGCGGAGAGUGACGGCAAGGAGGUUCCCGAGCACGCCCUGCUCAAGAUGAAAGGGUUCUUCUCCCUGCCCGAGGAGGGCGAGAGCUUCUGCGGGGUGACGUUCGGCGAGCUGGAGAAGGAGGAGGCGGCCAAGCUGCUGGAGCAGUACCGCGAGGAGAGCAAGACGGCGCUGCCCGCUGAGAAGAGGCCCAACCAGGGGGGCAUGCCCCCCAAGAGGGGCGGCGGUGGCCUGCGCGGCGGCACGCGGGGGAACAAGAACCAGUUCAGCCGCGGCGGCGGCGGCCCCGGGCAGCGCGGGGGCCCCGGUCAGCGGGGCCGCGGGAGCUUCCAGAACAGAGGCAACUUCAGAGGAGCACCCGGCCCCCGGGGCGGCUUCAACCGGCCCCCACGUGGGUUCCUGCCCCCUCCAGCCUUCCGGGGAGGGUACCCCAACCGGGGCAACUACAACCGUGGCGGCGGCGGAGGCGGGCUCAUGCCCAGCCUGGGCGGCUCUCCAAGGGGAGGUCCCAUGAGGGGCGGCAGCUUGGGCCCCCGGGGCGGGUCCAUGAACAGGGGCGGCCCGAUGAACCGGGGGGGCAACAUGGGCCGAGGGGGCGGCGGCAACAGUAGCCGCGGCGGCGGUGGAAGCCGUGGAAACUUCGGACAGUUCCAGCAGAGGGGCGGCGGCGGCGGUGGCAGCGGCGGUAACCGUGGUAACUUCGGCAACAAGAACGGUGGCGGCAACUUUGGCGGGAACAACAGGAAUAGCGGGAACUUUGGUGGAAACAACAGGAACGGAAGCUUUGGCAUGGACAAGGCCCAGGCCUUCAACCAGAGCUGGCAGCAAGGGUUCUGGAACCAGAAGCCAUGGAGUCAGCAGUACCAGCCCGGCUACUACUGAGAGACUGUGUUCUAGAGCACUGGUGGCCCGGCGGACCAACCACUAGCCACGGAACAUCCACAAGCUCUUUUUGUUUUUGUUUUUUUCCCGUUCAAUUUUUCUUUACUAGAACCCACAUUUUAAAAGCCCCACCAACCAACUGACUGCAAUGACUUAAACAAUCCGGAGCGACAACAUUCCACAUCAGAACAGGGGUAGGGCAGGGGGAGAUGGAGGAGAAUAUAAAGGCCUCUGUGGGGGCUGCAAUGUUAUCUACUGUACACCAUUGUUUCAACGCGUCCUCUAUCCACAUCCGUUUUUAUUUCAUUUUUUAUUUCUGUUGUAAAUUUUUAUAACUAUAGUUUUCCCGCAACUUUUAAAAAAGCAUGUUUUUAAAUAGAAGAAACCUACGUGAUAAGAUCUCUCCUGCUAAAGAUCAAGGGUCUGAAAGUUAGCUGGAAAUGCAGAUGUUAGGAAUGUUUUUGGUUUUUUUGUCUUCGGAUUGAUGCAUUUUAUCAUUGCCGUUUUUUGUUAAAUUUGGAUUUCUCCUUUUUUAUAUUUAGGAUUGUAAAUAUAUUGUUUUUUUUGUUGUUGCUUGAUUUAGUUUGUGAGAACUUAAUGAAACACGGUAUUGAAUAGAGUCCUUUGCUCCCCAACAGGGAGCUCGGUAGCUAAGCUAAGUGUUAGUUUGUUUAUGUUUAGACCACUGUCAUCAAACAAUACUACCCACACGCCUGGUGACUUUAAGACAGUUAUUCGGCUCCAUUUUGUGUCCUUUUUGUUUCCACUUCCAAGCCUGUGAUCUAAAAAUCCAUAGACUUGCAAUAAAAAGACCCGUUUGCUUUUUUUAACAAACCCUCUUUGGCUUGUGGCUUUUGAUUGCGUUCAAGGUGGGUUAAAACGGGCCCUUGAACUAGCGCCCCCCGAUUGGCUAUAGUUCAAACUAUGAGGACAUGGGUCUCACCUGGAGGCAGCAGCGUCUGAGGGGCGCAGUCUCCUAGGCAACCCCUACACACUUCAAUUUGGCAUUAGCCAUUGUAAUGCACAUGGCUCUAUGCCCAGCCAGGUUUCGUAUUUAAUUGUAACGCUAAGGCCUUACAUGGCAUAGUUGAAUAAUUUUGAAUUAUCUAAAAUCUUUUUUAAAUAAUAUCCAGGUGUACAGUGAGGAAAUUAGUUUUAACCUAAUUUAUUGAGUUUUUUUCCAUAGAGGGCUGUUGAAAAACAUUGAAUCAUUGAUAAGUGAGUAAAAUUGUCCAGAAAUAUAAAAAACGUGUUUCGUGCAUGAGGUCUGUCCGUUAUAGUCUUCACAUUUUUUUGUAUAAACUCCAAUUCUGAUGAUUGACAUGGUAUCUUUUGUUUGUAAAUAUUUCAGCUUCAGCAGUAAGAAUCUUUUGACGGCUUUCAUUGACACCAGCAGAUAAAACAAGGGCUACACAACAUCGCAACAUGUUCACCAUUAAAACACCUCUGUCCCAACUGACAAAUUAGAAGCACAGCCUAUUCCCAAACUAUUGAGGAAGAACAGUUGAAUGUUGUGGAGCAAAGUCGACAUCCCUAUUGGAACAGUUUUUGGGGGAGGCAAUCACCAAUAGCCGCCUCAUUGUUGGAACAAGUAAACUACAAUAAACUCAACUUUCCUGUUGAGAGGUUGCCUACAGUGUUAAUGAAGACCAAAAUUGGAAAUUGUUUUUUUGUUUUAAUACUGUUGAUAUUUAUUAACACGUGUACAUAGGUCACCACUUUUUGAACCAUGCAUGAAUGUUACAUUAACUGAUAUCAGCCGAUAAUUUAAUGUGAUUAUAAUUAAAAAGUAUAUUCGUUUAUACAAUUAUUGUAACCAAAUGUCAACGUAUUACGAAUAAAUUCUACCAUCUCCCUUGUAAAUAUAGUGGGUACUUGCUGCAGCUAAGUUAACCGUUUUACAGUAUAUAUGAUAGCAAAUAUAUAUUCUUUAUGUUGCUACACAAAAUAUGUGCUCAUCAAAAUAUCUAGUAUUUAAGAUAUGUUUUUAUGUGUAGGCUUAUUUUUUUUUAACAAUGCUGAUAUUUAAGUUCCAAAUUAAGAACUGUUUUUUUUUUUUAUCUUAACCUCUUCAAACAUUUCAAUAAAGGUAAUUUCCUUGCCCCUGAAAAAA